Messenger RNA from Etheostoma cragini (Arkansas darter), 515 nucleotides. Its product is annotated as protein AMBP-like. The record is from RefSeq and is a predicted model, not a curated record. Lineage: Eukaryota; Metazoa; Chordata; Actinopteri; Perciformes; Percidae. Bases 127 to 498 code for a protein of 123 amino acids. Gene Ontology annotation, cellular component: plasma membrane; cell surface. Gene Ontology annotation, molecular function: serine-type endopeptidase inhibitor activity. The transcript is spliced from 3 exons.
AGUCACUUAAAUCAUUGCACUGGGCUGGGGAGCAGUAGAACAAUAUAAAAAGCAAGUAGAUAGCUACAUGUCCAUCAAUUCAGUCUUUCAGAACUUCAGACACAGCAGGACAGAAAGAGUGUUAAGAUGGAGAAAGCAAUGAUUCUGGUUUCUGUGCUGCUCCUGGGGUGGACAUGGACCCUUCUGGGGGUCCCUGUGGAUGGGGAUCAUGUGGAGCCCUCUGUGGCUCCUGCAGACGUGGAGGAUCUUACUGUUAAUGCAACUCUGCUCAAUACCACUCUGCUGAAUCUGCGCACUACAUUUCUUUUUAAUGCUACAGAGGUUUGUGAACAAGCACCAGAAACAGGUCCAUGUGUGACGGCCUUUCCACGUUACUUCUACAACUCCUCCUCAAUGAGCUGCCAGCUUUUCACCUAUGGAGGGUGUCGGGGCAACCACAACAACUUUGAAACUGAGAAAGAGUGUAUGCAGAGAUGUCCCACUAAAGGUGAGGAGUGAAAUACAAAAACAUGUUU